Messenger RNA from Eutrema salsugineum, 2234 nucleotides. Its product is annotated as protein ABC transporter 1, mitochondrial. Lineage: Eukaryota; Viridiplantae; Streptophyta; Magnoliopsida; Brassicales; Brassicaceae. The coding region runs from base 148 to 2052 and encodes 634 amino acids. The transcript has 7 exons. Gene Ontology annotation, molecular function: kinase activity. The record is from RefSeq and is a predicted model, not a curated record. Gene Ontology annotation, biological process: ubiquinone biosynthetic process.
UUUAUAAAUUUUCUCGUCAAAAUCUCCAAUGAUUCAAACCAAAUGCUGAGAAAGGAAAAAUCCAACCAAAUAAAAUGGAAAACCAAGAGAAAGAGUAAAGUCAAAUCCACGAUCAGAGUACUUUUCACGCGCCGUCAUUGAUCGGUGAUGAGUUCGUGGAAGAAUCUAGGCAGGCUCGUGAAUGGCCUAUCGCUUGUGGCCAAGGAGAUCUGUAAUCAGUCUCCGGAGUUACAGAGAGCGAGAUACGGAGAUCUCGAAGGCUUAAUCACGUCUUCGGGGAAAAAGGCUUUGGUUGCCGCCACCGACUUGGUCGGCCUCACCUCCGGGAAGCUUCGCGAGCUCUCGAGCCGUCCUCGGUCCAAGGAACCAACCAUCGUAUACUUCGACGAUGGAGACAAUAAAGAUGGCUUGAGCAACGUCGCUGAUUCAUCUGUUGCGCCUGAGAUUGGAUCUGCUAGUGCGAAACCUAGCUCCGUCGCAAGGCAUGGUGUUGAAUCGAAAAUUGUUGAUGAAAUAAUCCUUAGAACCGAAUUUAGCGAUGAAGUUAAGAGUUCAAUUAGAGUAGGCGAGACUAAGGUUUCAGAAGAUGAAGACACUGAGAGUAUUGGAGUUAGGACCGCCGGAUCAGGUGCGGUAGCAUCAUCUCCGGCGGAGGUAGUUCCGGUGAAGAGACGGAGGCCUAGAGAACGGAAGGUUCCAUCAACUCCUAUUGCAAGAGCUUUUGGGUUUUUCAAUCUUGGAGCUGGUCUUGCUUGGGGAGCCGUUAAAGAAUCAACCUAUAGGUUAGUAAAUGGGACACCAACCACACAAGACAAUCAACCUGCGCUCUCGUCAAUACUGUCCAAGGAGAAUGCAGAGAGAUUGGCUCUUGGGCUGUGUGAAAUGCGUGGAGCUGCACUUAAAGUUGGGCAAAUGUUGAGUAUACAGGACGAGAGUCUUGUUCCUGCUCCGAUCUUGAAUGCUCUGGAAUAUGUGCGUCAAGGCGCAGAUGUGAUGCCAAGGAGCCAACUUAAUCCAGUUUUGGAUGCUGAAUUAGGUUCAAAUUGGCAAUCGAAGCUGGCUAGUUUUGAUUAUGAACCGCUAGCAGCAGCGAGUAUUGGUCAGGUGCACCGAGCUGUUACUAAAGAUGGAUUAGAAGUCGCCAUGAAGAUACAGUACCCUGGCGUUGCUAACAGCAUCGAAAGUGAUAUCGAAAAUGUCAGACGCUUAUUAAAUUACACAAAUCUAAUUCCAAAGGGACUCUUUCUAGACAGAGCUGUUAAGGUUGCCAAAGAAGAGUUAGCUCGGGAGUGUGACUAUGAAAUUGAAGCAGUCAGUCAAAAGCACUUUCGUGAGUUGCUUUCAGACACUCCAGGGUUUUACGUUCCGCGUGUGGUAGAUGAAGUUUCAAGCAAAAAAGUUCUAACCACAGAACUUAUUUCUGGGAUCCCCAUCGAUAAAGUGGCAUUGUUAGAUCAGAAAACACGAGAUUAUGUUGGGAGGAAGAUGCUCGAACUCACAUUGAAAGAACUCUUUGUCUUCCGUUUCAUGCAAACGGAUCCAAACUGGGGUAACUUCUUAUACGAUGAAUCCACAAAAACAAUCAAUCUUAUCGAUUUUGGAGCAGCCCGUGACUACCCCAAGAAAUUCGUCGAUGACUAUCUCCGAAUGGUGAUGGCAUGUGCGGAUAAAGACAGCAAAGGAGUGAUUGAAAUGUCGAGGAGACUCGGAUUCUUAACCGGAGAUGAAUCAGACGUAAUGCUUGACGCUCAUGUCCAAGCCGGUUUUAUCGUCGGUCUACCUUUUGCAGAACCGGGUGGCUACGCUUUUCGAACCAACAACAUCACUUCUAGCGUAUCCAAUUUAGGAGCAACCAUGUUGAAGCAUAGACUCACACCACCGCCUGACGAAGCUUAUAGCCUUCACCGUAAACUAUCAGGCGCAUUCUUGGCUUGUAUCAAGCUUGGAGCCACCGUUCGUUGCCGUGAUCUCUUGCUCCAAGUUUACAACGAGUAUCAAUUCGAUGAUGAGCCACAAGAUCCAGCGGUCGCUACAAGUUCCGUUUCUUCAUAGCGAUUCUCACACAACACAAACUAUAUUUAGCGAUUCUUUUUAUCUCCAUGGUAGGAGUUAAAACGAUUCUUGUUUUGGUACACAAUUGAGUUAAUUUAGAAUAAAUUCUUGAUAUCUUGUAUUAAUGUAAACAUGCUAAAUAUUACAGUAAUGCUGGAGGAAUCAAUCAACAAACUUUAAUA